Molecule: messenger RNA, 1155 nt
Organism: Nerophis lumbriciformis (worm pipefish)
Lineage: Eukaryota; Metazoa; Chordata; Actinopteri; Syngnathiformes; Syngnathidae
Source: RefSeq, a predicted model, not a curated record
AUGUAUGAGGAAGUUUCCAAGGCAAUGAGGGUGCAGCAGGAUGUAGCUAUGCUCCAUACGGUGGAGUCCACAGGAGAAAGAGAGGGAGUGCCUUUAUCCUUUCCAGAUGAUACCAUGUCUGUCUUGACCUCCAACAACCUGCUGGCACGCUCACUGCUGGGCCGUACGGCUGCAGUCAAGCGUAAAGAAAGUCCCUCGUCCAGCAUCCGACGCAAGCGUGAGUUCAUCCCGCUUGAAAAGAAAGAUGAAGGCUACUGGGAUAAAAGGAAGAAGAACAACGAGGCAGCAAAGCGUUCACGAGAAAAGCGACGUGUGAACGACAUGGUUUUGGAGAGUCGCGUGCUGGCCCUCCUGGAGGAGAACGCUCGCCUCAGGGCCGAGCUGUUGGCUCUCAAGUUUCGGUUUGGUCUGGUGAAAGACCCCUCCAAUGCGUCCAUUCUUCCACUCGCCGCAGUUCCUCCACACAAUCCGAGUGUGUCCUCCCACUAUUAUCUCCUCAACUCCUCAUCCUCACACACCAACAACCAGACAGGUCAGGCCUGUGUGCGAGGCUCCCGGGAUGGCGGCAACCUGUCAGAAGACUCGGGGUUCUCCACUCCAGGCGGGUCCAGUGUUGGGAGCCCUGUCUACUUUGAAGACCGGUUAAGUGACCAUGAGAAAUCCUCACCACACAGAGCAGAGGAAAUGACCUUGGACCUCUACCACUCACCUGCUGAUGCCCACCACACCAAGGCAGACCAAGCCGAGGCUAUGAAGAACCUACCCCAUAAGCUGCGUUUCAAGACCCCCGGAAACAGUGAGGUGUGCGAUGCGCUAGGGGAUCCCAGCAGUACUCGGCGCAGCCCUGCACCUCCUACAUCAGAGGGUCUGCGAGAGACCCCUAAAGGCCAUGAACUGCUUGGGUGCGAAACAGGAGAGGGCCACUCAGGCCCGUGGCUUCCUCUGCAGGGCGAUGGAGGCAGGAGGGGCAAACAGUCUCCCCAGUAUGUCACCUCACCUUCAAACUUCAGCCUGCAGUCUCCUGCUCAAGAAGACACAGAAGUCAAAUGUCAGCACGAAAACAAUUACCUGAAGUCUCAGCUGAGCUCUUUGAGCAAAGAGGUGGCUCAGUUGAAGAAACUUUUCACAGAGCAGCUCAUGGCCAAUGUCAACUAA